Mollisia scopiformis is the source of this 1142-nucleotide messenger RNA. RefSeq lists its product as uncharacterized. The transcript has a single exon. Bases 72 to 956 code for a protein of 294 amino acids. Lineage: Eukaryota; Fungi; Ascomycota; Leotiomycetes; Helotiales; Mollisiaceae. The record is from RefSeq and is a predicted model, not a curated record.
CCAACAUCACUAACUCAAGGAGCACUCGAAGCUCCAACAACCAACAUCGGCAUCAUCGUUCGUACUUGAACAUGCAACAAAAUUCUAGGCAGAAGGCUAUCAAUAACAAGUCGCAACCUCAAUCGAUCCAUCUGAUAUACCUUCCAAAAAUAAGUAGAGCAGCUAUUUUCAGUGCGCUCUGCGCCUUGCUUGCGGCUUUGAUCAUGGCCAAGCCCGCUCUAGGAGAACAAUUCACUACAACGAGUACUGAAGUUGCGAGUCAAACACAUACCCCUUUUCGUCUACAUUGCCCAGCACCAGACCGAGACGUCAUUCCAGGCGUCUUCACCAUCAUGUUCAAACCAGGCUAUACCAUCGAACAACACGCCGCCGUCAUCUUCGAAUCUACCAACGAAGAUAUCCAGCGUUACAUUCACCACAACCUCUCUUUCCCAGAUUCAACCGCGUAUUUCGGCAAACACCUCUAUUCGCCACUUCUUCUUCACGCCAUCCGAUCAGAUCCCGGUGUGGAGAGCGUCGAAUGCGACCGUAGGGUAAAGAUCCUCGGACGUUACGCACCGCUGAGGAAUUGUCCUCUUUUGCCUCCAAGACCGAGCUCGUUUAAUAGCUAUUAUCUGGUCUACCUCGAGGCUAAUUAUUCGCUUGAGGAACACGCUGAAAGAUUCAAAGUAGAUAUCUUUCCUCGUAUCGUCGAUAUGAUGGCUCUGCGUGUAUCAUGUCCUGAUAAGAUUGUUUAUCUGGGGAAGGAUAUCGAUGAAUAUCUGCUGAACAAGAUCCGAGCCGAUAGACGGGUGGAGGAGGUGUACUGUGAUGGUGGUCUACGCAGAUCGGGGUUGAGUUCUCGUCAUGAUCAGUUCCCUGAUCGUAGUCAUAUGAAUGUCAAUUGGAGUCCGCAUUUGAGGCUUGUUGAUAAGGACACGUGGGAAAACUUUGGGGGUGAGUCGAUGAGAAUAUAAAGUGGUACAGUUCUCUGUAAAUCACAGAGGUCGGUGUAAAGAGAGAACGGACGUGGAUAAAGUCGUAUGGUAAUCGUAUUGGGUUGUCAAGUUUGCUUCGAGUGAGUGGCGUGAUGCGAGCUAGGAGGGGAUGGACGGCACCCCUACGGGAGCAACGACUCGUUAUACAACGACUUAAGGUUCGUA